GCACAGCUACUGCGGGCUAUGUAUCGACUUGAGACGGUUUAUAUAGAAGAGAACUUCACAGCGCCCGACUGGGGGAAGAAGUGGCUGCGGGGACCACUGGCGGUGUACGAUGCUGUGGUUUCGGUUGUGGACAGUUUAACUAAUUCAGGGACGAGCAAAACCAAGCGGUAG
Perkinsus marinus ATCC 50983 is the source of this 171-nucleotide messenger RNA. RefSeq lists its product as hypothetical. The transcript has a single exon. The record is from RefSeq and is a predicted model, not a curated record. The annotation marks the transcript as partial. NCBI's taxonomy places the organism in Eukaryota, Perkinsozoa, Perkinsida, Perkinsidae.